Messenger RNA from Parnassius mnemosyne (clouded apollo), 867 nucleotides. The record is from the annotation of a GenBank genome assembly. Lineage: Eukaryota; Metazoa; Arthropoda; Insecta; Lepidoptera; Papilionidae.
AUGGCGGACAACAGCAAGACACACGAAGCAACAAAGGCAAUCGAGCAAAUGAGAGAAUGGAUAAACACACAACCUCAUUUACCCAAAGAUAUAGAUGACUAUCUUCUACUACGAUUCGCCCACAGCUGCUACUAUGAUCUGGAGAAGGCAAAGGUGGCGGCCGAUCUGUUCUUCACCUUUAGAGCAGAUAACUCCUCCUUUAUUACAGACAGAGACCCGCUAUCACCGCAUAUGCAAAAGAUUUUAAGCAUUAUAAAUAUUGGAUAUCUCAAAUUACCAGGAAAGAGAAAUCUCUGGGUAUACCAAAUAAACGACCCGGGAUUAAAUAUAUAUGAGUAUAUGCUUGACGUAAAACUAUUUUUUCUAUCUACGGACGCGUGGUUGCUUUCUAACGAUGAGCUUGAAGAAUCUGACAUCGUUAUUAUGGACGUGAAGGAUAUAUCACUCAAGUUUCUCACAAAAUACAGCAUGUCUGUAGCAAAAAAAGUAGCUAAAUACCAGGAGGAGGUGGUACCGAUAAGGCUUAAACAAGUGCAUAUAGUUAACACGCCAGUAGUCAUGGACACGAUCUACGGUCUUAUGAAACCAUUUUUAAAAAAGGAACUAACCGAUUUGAUUUACUUUCAUCAGCCAAACUCUCAGACUCUGUAUAAAUAUCUAGAUAAAGAGGAGUUGCCAGAAGACUACGGCGGAACGCGUCCUAAAAUGGAGGAAUUGAAUAAAAGCAUCGUGGAACUUAUAAUGAAAUACAGGGAGCGUUUAAACGAGAAACUUUGGGUCGCAAUUGACAAGAAAUCAAAGAAUAAAAGUAGUGCAGACAAAAGUAGUACAGAAUCUUCAUCAUUCCGGUCUCUUGGCAUAGAUUAA